UUCUUCAGCUACAUCUCUCGAAAGCAGUGGUAGUGAAAAAGCAUCAAUAUUUGUCAAUCCAUCAGUUGUGUUACACGACCAAUUAAGCUGUGCUGCAUCCUUCGCUCUAGUUGAUUUGAUUGCUUCAGUGCUGAGACUUGAUUUCUGCCAGAACAAUGAUCACUUGAACGAUAUUGAGUUUUGCACACAAGCAUUGGAAAAAGUACUCAAGUGUACUGCACUGCCAGAGCGGACGAACGCAACCGUACGACAUCACCUUAUGGGUGAAGGCUCAACAGACGAUAUAGCGACAUUUGUGACUCUUAUCAAGAAGGACCCGAUCAUAGAGCAGAAAGGAGCUUUAGUUAUUCUCGCCUGUCUUUUGUCUAUUUUCAUCGAGUAUGGUUCGUGCAUUUUAUGUUCCACUGAAGUCGCAUCUGCAGUGUAGUGCGAUU
Loa loa (African eye worm) is the source of this 434-nucleotide messenger RNA. RefSeq lists its product as hypothetical. The transcript is spliced from 3 exons. The annotation marks the transcript as partial. Lineage: Eukaryota; Metazoa; Nematoda; Chromadorea; Rhabditida; Onchocercidae. The record is from RefSeq and is a predicted model, not a curated record.